Messenger RNA from Chara braunii, 2769 nucleotides. Lineage: Eukaryota; Viridiplantae; Streptophyta; Charophyceae; Charales; Characeae. The record is from the annotation of a GenBank genome assembly.
GGAGUGAAUGGAGAGUGGAGGAGGGAGAGCAUUGAGGGUCAGGGAGUGAACCAGCUUUAACAAGUGUUGUUCUUUUCGCUUUCUUUGUGUGCUUGAAGGAUGACUAAAAGCAGUAGCCAGGCCGUGAAGAAACACUUCAGGGAAGUGGGAAUCAGUGGGCAAGCCGACAAGGGGAACAAAAAGCGUGUAUGCAAUUACUGCGACAAGCCCGUGGCUGGGACAGCCAGCAGGGCAAGGGAACAUUUCCUCAAGGGGUCGAGAUGCGACGUCGAGCACCUCAGAGGUACUAUACCAAAAGAGGAGUACUUGAGGAGGGAGAAGGGUAGGUCGGCUGCCAAGUCCGAGUUGGGGGCCAAAAUGGGAGAGCCCGAAAUGGAGGAGUCACAGGAGGAUGAGAAUGCUCCGCGGACGUCGGGAGGAGUUCUGGAUCCAUCAGGGUCUACGGUAGGGCUCCACCAGACGAAUCCGCGGACGUCGGCGGCAGGAGUUGUGGAUCCAUCGGGGUCUGGAGUUGGGCUCCGCCAGACAACGAUCACGGACAGCGCUGCUGUCAUUACGGCACACGAGCAAAUGCAGCGCGCGAUAGACGACUGGAUGACGGCCGAAUGCAUCCCGUUCAACAUGAUGAAGAGCGAGUACUGGGACAAAAUGGUGCACGCGCUCAUGAAUGUGCCGAAAGGCUUCAGGUACGCGAAGUUCGAAAACGCAAGGACGAAGAGGGUUGAAGUGACAAGGGGCAGGGUCGGGAAGAGGGUGGAGGAGUUGCAACAGGAGUGGCCAACCACUGGCUGCAUGUUGCAGCUUGAUGGUUGGACAGAUCGCCGACAGAGACCACACAUCAACGUGAUUGUCUCCUUCCCUAAAGGCUCCAUCUUUUGGAGAAGUGUGUGUAUGUCACGGCGCAACAAGGGCGCCUCAGCAUACUACACCAUUCUGAAGAGGGCAAUAGAGGAGAUAGGUGCGGAGGCAGUGGUGGGGGUGAUUAUGGACAAUGUUGUGAUUAUGGACAAUGUUGCUGUUUGUGCAGCCACAGGGCGAAUGAUUGAAGCAGAUUACCCUCACAUCUUCUUUGUCUCGUGCACAGCACACUCCCUCGACUUGAUGUUCGAGUCUUCACAAAGUUUGGGUGGGUCGGUGCGACCCGGUUUUGACACGAACUUCAUCAUGAUGUCAAGCCUGCGGGGGUUGUAUUUGCCGCUGAGUGCGUGUGUGACAGAUGACGACUCGAAGCCAGCGAUCGUGCACACUUCACUACGCGAUCUGUUAGUGAAGGCGACGCAUUCCAUCUUGGACGACACCUUCUGGGCAGAUGUCGAGAAGGUGAUGCAGACAUCCAAGAACCUGCUCAAACUUUUGAAGAAGGUCGAUGGCACGGGCCCCACCAUUAGCAAGGUGUAUGCCCGUAUGGACAGCGUGGUGGAGAAACUAAGGGAGAGCAAACACUUCGCCGAAGCGGAGAAGGACGAACUAGAGGAGAUCAUCAUGCGGCGCUGGAAUGCAAUGACAUCACCGCUACAUUGUGCUGCGCUGUUCUUGGAUCCAGAGUACAGAGUGUCACGACCAGAGACGGAUGCAGAGGUUGCAGAUCGGUUUCGGACGUGGCUUUACUCGUGGUGCAAAGAGUCGUCGUUUGUCGAGGUCGACGCAGAGGUUUGUUGUUGGAUUGAGGGCACAGGGGGACACAAUUGUGAAGAUGCAAGGACGCAAGCCCGUCUAGUGCAGCCGGCGAGGUGGUGGAGGAAGCGGUGCAGUGACAUGCCCAUCCUUCAGAAGCAAGCCGUUCGUCUGCUUGGACAAGCGUCCUCCUCCUCUUGUUGCGAGAGAAACAGGAGCUUGUGCGAACGAAUUCAUAGUCGUCUCUGUAACAACCUCGGCGCCAUCAAGCUUAGCACGCUGGUUUUCAAUAGAUGGAACGAGCGUUUGUUGGAUGCCUUGAUCAAGAAGCCGAAGGCUGAUAAGGAUUCGCCGCAAUGGGAAGAGGAUGAACCGGUGGAAGAUCUCACACGAGAUGAGGUGGCCAAGGAUGCACGAAUGCGGUUGGCGGAGUGGCGUGUCCGGCUGCACAGAACAGAGCCGAUUAGUGAUGCAGGUGAGAAUGAUGACUCUGGCUCCGACGACGACAGCAAUCUCGUUGAAGCACCACAAACACCUGUUCUAGAGGAGAGACAACUCAACGAGUCGUGGAGGAAGGCCACAAAGGCUUCCAAGUUUCUGGCCCGGCAACAUUUGCAUGAGUUGGAUCAGGCCACGAGGACCAUGACCGUUGAGCAUGCCAACAAAUGCAAAGCUGCCAGGGCAAUUGCAUGUGAACCGCCCUCGAUCCCAGCCAAACAAGGGAGAGGGAGACCUCGGAAGGAAGUUGCAACUCGAGGCGGGACAGGUGAUGAGGAGGCUCAGGACGUGGAAGGUGGCAAUUUGGCAGAAGGUCCUGCACCCGCACGUGUCACAAGAAAGCGGAGACGACCACAGAAGCAGCCCGUGCAAGAGGAGGAGGAAGCAGCGCCAAAAGGGACAAGCAGCGAUGAAAGUGGUGGCGGCGCUGAUGAAAAUGAUGGCGGCAGCGACGAAAGUGAUGGUAGCGGCGAUGGUGACGACGAGAGAGGUGGCUGCGAUGGGACUGAUGGCAGUGGCAAGGAGGACGAAGCCGAAGGCGACGAGAAAGAUGGUUGUUCGUCGGAGGAAGAGGGCGACUCUGAAUCAGAACCCCUGUCUAAAUUGCACAAGACUUACCACUGACGUGCGCGCGCGUGUGUGAGCGAGCGAGCGAGA